Molecule: messenger RNA, 16979 nt
Organism: Caenorhabditis angaria
Lineage: Eukaryota; Metazoa; Nematoda; Chromadorea; Rhabditida; Rhabditidae
Source: the annotation of a GenBank genome assembly
AUGGAUGAAGGUGAGUCGAAUUCUAAUUCUCAGCUUUUUCAAAAAUUUGAUGAUUUUAGGCGAUGAUUAUGUGCCUCAAAUGACACAAAUGACAGAUUAUGGAAUGCCGAUGGGAGUUCCGCCACAACAGCAACAACAACAGCAGCAGCAAAUGUAUCAGCAGGUAACAUUUGAUUUUUCAUGGGAUUUGGGGCGUUUUGAAACCCAAAAAUGAGGGUAUUUGGUGUUAGAAAUCUCCAAAUUACCAGAAAUAUCUCAUUUUUCUACAAAAACUUAUGAUCAUUUUGAAUUUUCAGAAUUGAACAAAAUUCAGAAUACUUGCGAAAAUAUAGAAUUUUUAAAUCAAGGUUUUCAUUAAUCCAAAAAAAAAUUAAAACAUUCGUUAAAAUUUGAAACUGUUAAAGGAACACCAAAAGCUAAUAGUCACUCUAGCGUACCCGAACAAACACUUCAGAACUCGAAAUAAUCAAUGUCAAUUUACAAAUGUUCGCAACAAGUAAAAAAAAAAUUGAAAAAAUGGUGAAGUUUGCGCCAAAAUAAAAAAAUGUGAAAAAAACCGUUUGAAUUCCCUCCUCAGAGGACUCAGAGCGAAGUGUGCAAACACCGUCACGGCAGAAUGCACACAAAAAAAUUAUUUUUUUUAAUUUUUUGUUUUUCGGGAGUUUUCGCUUGUUUUUCACUUUUCAACGAUGAAUUCAUAUAUUUUUCAGUAAAUUGAUGUUGGCAAUUCUUCUCCCAACUGUCUCGAUCAUGUUUUCGACGGAGGAAUGCGAAAUUUCGUCGAUUUCCAGCCAAAGAGUGAGUAUUUUGAGAAAUUACAGAUUAUUCUCAUAAAUCGCUGUUUUCCAGGCUCAACAAUGUGAAACAUGAAAAAAAACUGCUGCAAAAUCAAAGAAAACCAUAGAAGUAGAAGAAAGACUCUGUGAAUAGUCAUGAAUGGAGGCGAAUUGAAGAGAUUUGAUGGAUUUUCAUGCUUUCAAGCCGGUUUCGAUCAAAAGUCGUCCUUUUUGCAAACCAAACUCACCCAAAACACUUCUUCCUCGACGAUUCUGCUCAUCAAUGUUCUGAUCGCGAUUAUUCUAUACAUUCACUCUUUUAAAAGCUGUUUUCUGUCAUUUUUCAAUAAAAUUUGAUGAAAACCGGUUUAUUUGUUUUAAAAAAACCAAUUUAUCAGAACUCCGACCAUUCAAAAACAACUGUAGGCGCUCGAAAUUCGUGGAUGUCAUAUUUAUUUCGAAAAUUAUCAGUAUGUGUUGGAGAAACGAUCGAAAUCCGCGAUUGCAGGUUGAAAACGCAGAUUCCGACCAAAUUUACUCAUUUCGCCACGAAUGUUCUUCCAAUCUACAAUCAAUAAGUUUUGUUGAUGACUAGAAUAUCGAAUUUACUACUUAAAAUCGUCGUUUACUAUGAGAAACAAAGAAAAAAACGGAAAAACGCGAAAAAAAUUUUUCGAAAACAAAAAAACAAAAAGAAAACAACGACAUUCCGCUCGCCUGGUGUUUAGCGUAAAAGGCGUGGCAAUUUGAUUUUGAGUUUUUUCAUUUUUCCACAGAAAAAUAUUUUUUCCUCUAAAAGUUCAGAAGAAUUUUUUCAUCGAAAAGUGAGUAUAGGGAAUGAAAGUAGGAGUAUUAAAGUGCCUGUUUUUGUAUGCGCGGCUUCACCUAGCGAUGUUGACCUUUUAGUUUUUGGUGUUCCUUUAAUUUUGUUUGACUAAAAAAUUUCAAUAUCGAUUUUAUAAAAAUCAAAAAUUUUGUGAACCUCCAGAUUUCAGAGAGAAAAACUGAAUUUGAAAAAAAAAUCUAGAAAUGUUGGAAAAUGAUAAAUACACUCUUGAAACAGCAAAAUAUUUACAAAAUUAUUGAAUUUGAAAAUUUACUUCAAACAUUUUGAAAGAGUAAAUUUCCUAAAAAAAAAAAUAGUGGAGACUUUUUUAUCAAAAAUAUUGUUUGCAGAACAUUCCAAUGUCAAAUCCAUACGAACAUCAACAAAUGAUGAUGAUGCAACAACAGCAGCAAAUGCAAAUGCAACAACAACAGCAAGUCGCUCCGCCACCCGCCAAAAAAGGCCGCGGGAAAUCGAAAAAAGCACUCGCCGCUGCGGCUGCUGCUCAACAACAACAACAACAAGAAAUGGAUCCGAUGGCAUCGAUGGCAGCGAUGUCCAACAAUCCGAUGCGCGGCGGAGCCGGUGGAUAUGGAAUGUAUCCGCCUGGAAGUUAUCCUGGGGGAAGUGCCGGAUAUCCAGGAAGACCCGGAGCCCCACAACAACAGCCUCAGCCUCAACAACAAUACGGAUAUCGGCCGGGUUAUCCACCGCAGCAACCACCACAAGGAUAUCCCGGCUAUCCGCAAGGAUACCCACAGGGCUCGCAAUAUCCUCCGCAACAACAGAUGCGACCUCAACAGCAACAAUAUCCACAAGGAUAUUGGGAUCAACAACAACAGCAGCAGCAGCAACAAUAUGGAUAUCCGCAGGCUUCCGCUUCUGCGCAACAACCGCAAGAUUGGCAGCAACUCAAACAACAAUUAUAUCAGAUUGAAGCCGAAAUGAACAAGAUGCAACAUCGCAUGAAUCAAUUAUUCCAUCAACCGCGAAAUCCAAUGAUUGAUCAAGAAGUUCAACAUCUACAGCAUCGAAUGCAAUAUAUGCAAAAAGAGCAUUAUAUGAUGACGCAGCAAAUGCAGCAAGUCUCACAAGCCCCGCAGUCACAGCAAGUUCCGCAAGCUCAACCACAACAACAAACUUCUCAACAACAACCCUACCCGGUUCCUCCGUCAUCCACAGGUUCUGCAAAUUCACAGGGUACUCCUUCGUCUUCCCAAGUUGUUAUUCAACCUUCCACACCGGUUCAAGUUAAUUCAACUGGCAAUCAAGUGCAAUUAAAUAUCACAUCGGAUAAAACACGAACCCUAAUUUCAGUAUAUCACGAGGGUUAUGGUGGAGUUCCAGGAUCUGGUGCGAGUUCUACAGAAUCCAAAGAAUCUGUAGUUCCACCCGAACCAACUCCUACAACCGCACAAAUCAAACCGGAACCCGCUUAUAGUGGAUCGUAUGGAGGAGUGCCAUCGGCAAGUAAUAAUGGGGUGGAGAAUGGAGCGAAAUAUGGUGGAGGAGGGUAUGGAACAGGACAACCACAACAAAUGUAUCCUCAACAACAGCAAUAUCCCGGACAGCAGGUACCGUUUUUUUGGGGAGAUUUCGAAAUCUUAGAGGGCUUGGGUUUCGCAAUUCAUUUUUUUUCUCAAUUUUAGAGAAAUUCCAUGAUUUUUCUAGCUUCUGAUGCUUUUAAGAAUUUCCAACACAUCUGAAAAAUUUCCAAAGGAAAAAUAGCCUAAUAUUCAAACUCUUAUUUCAUACGUUUCUUGAUUUUUUGAUAGCUAAAUAUUUGUAAACUUGUUUGAUCAAUUGUUGGUAUUUGUUGUUAAUAUGGAAUAAAAAACGGUACCCCAAAAAGUUGGACCCGAAUUUAAAAAUCAAUUUUUCAUGAUUUUUUUGAAGAGUAAAAAUCCUGCGCUUAAAAAUCCUGAUGUUUUCAGAUGCCUGGCUAUCCUCCCCAACACAUGUCUCAACAACAAUCUCAACCCUAUCAAAUGCAUUCCCAACAGCAACAAAUGAUGGCGAAUAAUGGUGGACCUAGACAACCACAACACCAAGGCUAUCCACCUUAUCCACAACCACCACAAGGAUAUCCGCCAAUGGGACCACCUCAUCAACAAAUGGUUCCACCUCCCCAGCAACAUCAAAUUCAGCAACAGCAAAUUCCACCGCCGGUUAUUGCUCCACCUGGUUUAACCACAGAACCACCAAAACCAUAUCCAGCACAUCCACCAAUGUCAGCUGAAAGAAUGGAUUUGAUCAAAUUGGUGAAUCAGGAACAGAAUGAAAUGGUGGGUGAUGGCGAAGAAAUCAAACCAAAAGAGCAAAGUGAUUCGCAGGCACAAACGAUAUUAAUUCAACCAUGUGAAAGUUUGGAAGACGCGUUGCCCUCACGAGAUUCGCUGUUACCUCCACCAAUUGAGACGAUGAUUGAUGAGACUUCGCAACCAGCGUGUGAAAAAGCGCAAUUAGAAGAUGCGGAAAGUGAUGAAAUUGGCAGGAUUAUGAUGAAUCCAGAAGUUGGAGCCGAUGUUGAACAAGAGAAUAGGUAGGGAAUUUUUAUCAGUGAUUUGGGCUGGAAAAUUUCUGGAUUUUGAGACAUUUCCUAAAUUCUGAUAGGUUUUGGCCCAAAAAAUCUACGUUUUCAGUAUUCAAAAAACCCAUAUUGUGGAUUCAGGAAUUCUGAAUCUUCAGAUUUCAAAUAGGGCUCGUUUUUGUCCCCGAAAAAUUCUGCGAUUUUUAAAUGUACAUGGGCUAUGAAUUUACUGUAAUUUUCGGCGCGAAAAUAUUCUUUUUUUUUGUUUCAACAUUUCCAAUAGUUACUCACCCACCAUUCCUUUUCUUCACAAAUAAAGUUGAGUUUCAUCAAUAUUUUGAAACGGUCAUAUUUUUGGUUAUGAUUUUUGACUUAAUAAUUUUUGAAACAAAAACUUCUUAUUAUCAAUAUUUUGAAACAGUUAAUUUUUUUUUGAAAAAUUCACACAUUUCACAAAAAAUGUUUUGAUUUUUCUCACCAAAUUUGUUUUCCAACUUUUUCAAAUUUGAUUUUUUCAGCGCUGUUUCCACCCCAUCAAUAACUCGCGAAGAACAUCGACCACCAGAUGAAAAUUCAGAUUCUUUUGUUCAAGAAACCGCUGAAAACCCGGCUGAAAAUCCAGAAGAAGAGACUGCUGAAACUUCUGAAAAUGUCAAUGGAAAUGCUGAAAUUCCUGAGGAGGAAAAGCCUGAAAUUCCAGUGCAAAAUGAGCUACCAGAAGAGGAAGAAAAAAUCGUGGUCCCGAAUAAAGUUGAAGUUGAAAAUGAGGAAGAAGCGCAGGAAAUUGAGGCAAAUAUUGAGCCUGAACCAGAACCAGAAGCUGAAGUUUCAGCUGCAGAAGUUGAGCCAGAAGCUGAAAAUAUUGAAGAGCCCGAGGCGAAGUCUGAUAUUUCAGCUCCAGUGGAAGAAAAAGAAGAAGAAGAAGCUCCAGCUCAAGUUGCUGAACCAGAAACUUCUGAAAUUCCAGCUCCGGAAGAGCCGAUGGAAAUUGAGCAAAAACCUGAAGUCAACACGGAAAAACCUGAAAUUGAACAAGAAGAGAUUGAAGAAGAUGAGGAAACUCUGAAAAUUGAGGAACCCGAUGAAGCUGAAAUUGCACCGAAAGAAGAGGAAGCUGAAAUCGAGCCAGAAGCUGAAACUGAAGCACUGGAAGAAGAGGAGGAUGAAAUUGAGACAAAAGAUGGAAGUGAAGAGCCGAGUGAGGUGAGUAUUUUCAUUUUUGACACAAUCUGGAAUUUUGAACUGAAAAUUAGCGAUUUUUUGACACCAAAAAUGCCUAGGGUUACUGUACAAUUUCGCGGUAAGAAAUCAUAUAUAUCCCGGUUUUUGAACGAAUUUUCAAUAGUAUCGAAAAAAUCAUAACUUUUAAGCAACUAAUUUUCUUAAUUAUUUAUGUAGUAACAGUUAAUUUCCAAUAGAAAAAGGGGAUUCAACAAAGUAUUCUUCUCAAAAACCAACCAAUUUCCUCUAUCCAAAAUCAAUCUAUAUUUUUUUCCAGGAACCUUCCGCCCCUGCCACUCCAAUGACAACAGCUAGCACCACAUCAACCACUUCAACAUCAACCAAGAAAAAAUCGACAAAUUCAUCCAGCUACAAAAGACCAGCCGUAAUAGUUGCCAAGGCAAAAAAGAAGAAAAGUGUAGAUGAUUCGGAUGAUGAUGAUUUUUACCCGUCAAAAGGAAAAGGACGAGGAAGAGGAAAAAAGAAGGUAGCUGGUGGAGAAGAUCAAGCAAAUUCUGCUGAAACGGGAGGAGUUAUGAAAAGAGCGGCUAGUGGAAAAUGGGCAGAUGUAUUGAAUGCUGGACCACAAACAGAUGAAUUUGAUGAAGAUGAUGAUGAAUUAUUGAUGAGACAACAAACAAGUGCACAAACAGAUCCUGAUGCCAUGAUUGUUGAGAAGAUUUUGAACUCGAAAAUGCAGAAAAUUGAAAAAUCUGAAGAGAAUCAAGAAGGUGAAGAGGAAGAAGAAGAGGAGAUAUUCUUGAUUAAAUGGAAGGGUCGAGCAUAUGUUCAUUGUGAAUGGAAAAAUGCACAGGAAUUAGAAGAACUUGAUAAGAGAAGUGUUGCCAAAGUUAAACGAUAUAAAAUGAAGAAGGAAAGGGCGUAUAAUGAGAUUGUGGGUUUUUUGGGGGGGGGGGAGACGGAAGGCUGGGAUUUUUGAGUGUCUAGUUGAAAAAUGGGAUAGAAUUUUUUUUCGGCUAAAAAUGAUCUGGAAACCGAAAAAAACCAGUUUUAAACCGCAUUGGGAAUUUUCCCGGUUUUCUCGGCCACCAGACAAUGGAUAUUGGGUUUCUAGGCUACCAGAAGCUGAACUCUGGCUUGAAUGUCCAGAGAAUCAGCUUUAAGUACCCCCAAAAACUUAAAGGAAUUUUCAUCUUCAAAUGCUAAUUUUUCUCAGGAAGACGAAGAUUUCAAUGCGGAUUAUGUGAUUGUUGAUCGAGUUGUUGAUGUAACAGUCGAAGAAGAUGGUCAAGAAUUUGCACUAAUAAAAUGGAAAUCAUUGGGAUAUGAAGAAGUGACUUGGGAAGCCAUUGAAACUGUUCCUGCUGAAAAAGUUGAGCUGUGGAGAAGUCGACAAAUAAUUGAUCCGGCAAAAUUGAAAGAAAAGGCUCGACCAGAACCGGAUGGAUGGAAAAAGAUUGCAAAUACGACAGUAUGGAAGAAUGACAAUUCGUUGAGAGAAUAUCAGUUUGAAGGAGUUAAUUGGUUGUUGUAUUGUUAUUAUAAUUCGUGAGUGUUUAUUUUGAUAGGGUGAAAUUGAGGAUUUGGACUCAAAAACUAGAAAUAUGGGUUUUUUCAAAUAUAAAUAUAGCUAUUAUCUCUAAAAUCAACCUAUGAAAUAUUUUCAAAAUAAUUUUCCAUGUCAUAACUUUCAUCUAAAAUCGCCAAUUUUCCACCAAAUUCAUCGAUUUUUUUCUUGCAGACAAAACUGUAUUCUUGCCGAUGAAAUGGGUCUGGGAAAAACCGUUCAAACCAUCACAUUUUUGUCGGAAAUUUACAAAUAUGGAAUUCAUGGUCCAUUCUUGAUUGUCGUUCCUCUUUCAACAAUUCAUAAUUGGGUUCGAGAAUUUGAAACGUGGACAGAUAUGAAUGCGGUGGUUUAUCAUGGAAGUUCGUAUGCACGGGAUGUUUUGCAACAAUAUGAAGUGUAUUAUGAUAAAAAACAUUCGGCGAAUAAGGUGAGCAGACAUUUUCGACGGGGAAUUUAUGGGGAUUUUUUGAAUGUUGGGAUUUUCUGAAAAUUUAUUUAUUUAUUUAUUUAUUUAUUUACGAUGAGCGGAAAAUACACCGUUAGAGAAAAAAUCACGCAGUAAGUAAGAUAAAACACAAUAUAUAAUGAAAUCGAACACAAAGUAAAAUAAAAAAUAGAACAAAAUCGAAUUGAAUUAAAUUAUUUUGGGGGGGGGGAGGAUGACACAAGCUAAAUUAAAAUGACUAAUCGGAGGUGAGGAGACCAGAAUCAGUGGAGAUAGCACGAAAUUUAUAGUUUUUAUGGUUUUUAUGUAUUAAACAUAAUUAUGAAUGAGACUCAUAGACAUAACCGUAAGUUUUAGUUUGAUUUGUAAUGUGUACACCAAUGUCAGAUCAAUCGCAAGCAUUUCUAAUAAUUACAUCUAGGAAAUCAUCCGAGUAGGAUUUGAUGUUUUUCAAAAAUUCAGGAAUCACUCGCACUGAGAAAAAGUUACCACGGAUUUUCUUUUUUGGAAUUUUGUAAGAAAAAUUAAUACGGGAUCGCGUUGUAGAUUUCUGGAUUUGAAAUAAGGAUUUGAGAUUAAUUUUGGAUUUACCAGAAAGGAUGUCCUCAAGGAAUUUUAGAUCACAUUUCUUCCUCCUGUCACUCAACUUCUCCAAUUCAAACAUAUCUAGCCUUUCCUCAUAUGAUAAAUAGUUAGGGUCAGUAAUACUGAUCAUUCUCCCAGAAAUUCUACCAACUAAUUUUCUCGUAAAGUUGCGCUGAACCCUCUCAAUCAAAUCUGAAGUAGAUUUGUCUGGAGGAGAUGUGACGAUGCAACCAUAUUCGAGAACAGAUCUAAUAUGAGUUUUAUAAAGAGACAAAUAGAGCUUAGGAUUUUUGGUGGAAAAUGUUUUGAAUAAAAGAUAGAGAAGAGAAUUGGCUUUUUUGGUGAAGAUUUCCCAAUGUUCAGAGAAAGCAAGAUUUUGUGAGAUAUGAAAACCGAGAUCGCGAAUCAGAGAGGUUCUAGAGAUGUCCGAUUGAUUUAUGUGAUAGGAGAAUUCAGAAGGUUUUGGAUGUAUCGAGAUAACUUUUGUUUUAUUACUGUUGAGAAUUAGUUUGUUAAUGGUAGCCCACUCAUGAACUUUAUUGAUUGAAUUUUGGAGAAUUUCCGAGUCAUUCCGACUUCUUACUUUUGAGAAUAUUUUCACGUCGUCCGCGAAUUGUGCAACCGAAACUCCCGGAUUUGAAACGAAAUUUGGGAGAUCGUUUGCGAAAAUUGCAAAAAGAAGGGGAGAUAGUACUCCUCCUUGCGGAACGCCAGAAAAAAUUGGACGGGGAUUUGAAAAUACGUCCUUUAUUUUUACAACAAAACUUCUACCAGUCAAAUAUUGUUGUAUCCAAUUUAAUAGGUAAGAAUUCAAACCUAACAUAGAGAGUUUGGUGAAUAGUAUAGAGUAAUUCACCAUAUCAAACGCCUUACUAAAGUCGAAGUAGAUAACAUCGGUUUGGAUAUUUUUGUCGAGCGAGUCGGUCCAUAAAUUGACACACUCAAGUAGUUGAGUAGUGGUUGAUUUUCCAACUACAAAACCGUGCUGAAAUGGAGUAAAAUAAUUAAUUUUCUCCAGAUGUUGUACUAUCUUGCGUUUGAGAAUUCUCUCAUAUAUUCUACAGAUUUGACUGGUGAUUGAAAUUGGUCGAAAAUCUCCCGGAGUUUUUGAAUCAGGAAUUUUGGGGAUAGGAGUAAUAAUUGAGAUUCUCCAUUUGUCCGGGAUGUUGGAAUGCAUCAUUGACACAUUGAAUAUAUGUGCCAAUGGGGUACAAAUCCAAUCCGGAAACAGUUUAAGAAAAGAAAAUGGGAUGUUAUCUGGUGUCAGAGUAACAUUAUUUUUGGUUUUUGAAAAUUCCUUCAAAACUUCCUGAACAAAAACCCAAGGAAAAGAUCCGGCUUCAUCGGAAGUGUUCGGAAAUUUUUCGAAAGUAUCAUGAGGGGAUCCAUUAGCAAAAUUUGCAGCAAAAUGAUCUGCUAAUCUUUCAGAUAUUGUUUCCUUGUUUGUUAUUAUGGUGUUUGUCUGGUUAUCUUGUAAUUGGAUAUUUUUUAUGUUUGUUUUGAACCGGAGAUUCACCGGUUCAAAAAAUUAUGGGUUUUAGGUUGAAAUUUGAGAAUUUUGAUCGGUAUUUCUGAUGUAAAUGAAGCAUUCUUUUUAAAAAGUCUAGAAAUUUUCCAGUAACUCAGACUUCCAAAAAUUUAGCAUAAAUUAAAAUUAGUUGGCCUAUUUUUCGAUUUUUGGCCGAUAAAAACGAAGUUGUCGACUUGAAUUUUUGGUCUGAAAAUUCUCCGAUUUUCAGCUUUUUCUCGGACUAUUUCGGGACUGAAAAUGUAUGUUUCCAACUGAAAUAGGAAAAUCUGGCUUUUUAUUCAAAAAAAAUUAAUAAUACCUAUGAAACUCGAGAGCUGAGAGCCAGCAUUUUUACGUUUCAAAAUGUUUAUUUUCACCAACAAUUUUUCAAAAUUUCAAUAUAUUGAUAAUUUAUUGGAGAAAAAUAAUAAGAAAGCAACAAUAAGCAAAUAUAACAUCUAUCAACAGGUUAAUCAAUAAAAAUGUGAAUUUAUGGCUGAAAUCCGUUUCAGGCUGAAAAAUUGCCUAUUUUUCAAGGUUGGAAUUCUAAAAAAAAAGUUCAACAAUUGAGCCAAAUCCCAAAACCUUCAUAUUUUUUGCAGCAAUGGCGAAAGAAUUUGGUCAAACUCGAUGCUCUCAUCACAACAUUCGAAAUGGUAGUCACAGAUUGUGAAUUUAUCAAAAAAAUCCCAUGGAGAGUUUGUGUAAUUGAUGAAGCUCACAGGUUGAAAAAUCGAAAUUGCAAACUUCUUGUGAAUGGUCUCCUUGCUUUCCGAAUGGAACAUCGUGUUCUUCUUACCGGAACUCCACUUCAAAAUAAUAUUGAGGAACUCUUCUCGCUUCUCAAUUUCCUUUGCCCUCAACAAUUUCACAGUUCAGCCGAAUUUUUGGAAGAAUUUGGAAGUUGUAAAUCGGAUGAACAAGUUCAGAAAUUGCAGGAGAUUUUGAGACCAAUGAUGUUGAGAAGAUUAAAAGAAGAUGUUGAGAAAUCAUUGGGACCAAAAGAGGAGACAAUUAUUGAGGUGCAGUUAUCCGAUAUGCAGAAAAAGUUUUAUCGCGCGAUUUUGGAGAGGAAUUUCACGCAUCUUUGUAAAGGAACAAAUGCUCCAAGUUUGAUGAAUGUUAUGAUGGAAUUGAGAAAAUGUUGUAAUCAUCCGUUUUUGAUAAAUGGCGCUGAAGAGACGAUUUUGAACGAUUUCAAAAUGAUGCAUCCAGAAUGGGAUGAUGAAACACUUAUGAAUCGAGCUUUGGUUCAAGCAAGUGGAAAAGUUGUCCUAAUUGAGAAACUCUUACCAAAAUUGCGCAAAGAUGGCCACAAAGUGUUGAUUUUCUCACAAAUGGUUAAGGUUUUGGAUUUAUUGGAAGAGUUUUUGGUGAAUAUGAGCUAUCCGUUUGAGAGAAUUGAUGGAAAUGUUCGAGGAGAUUUGCGACAAGCCUCGAUUGAUAGAUUUUCGAGAGAAAGUGAGUUUUGGCCGGAAUUUCUCAUUAUUUAAAGAAUUGUUACUAUAUUCUAGAGGUUUCAAAAGUAAUUUUUAAUAAUUUUAAAGUGUUGUGCUGGAAAAUUAGAUUUUAAGAGGGUUUUUCGAUGUCUAUUCUAUAAAAUUAAAGUCAAAAACUGUUUCGGGUUGGCUUAUUUAAAAACAAUUGAAAGCUAAUCUUGAAAGUCUAGACAAGUUUCAUCCACUAUAACCAAAAUUUGGAUUUAAAGACCAGCUCAUCAAUUUUCUCUUCCAGAUUCCGAUCGAUUCGUCUUCCUUCUUUGUACUCGAGCCGGUGGACUUGGUAUCAAUUUAACAGCUGCCGAUACUGUUAUUAUUUUUGAUUCCGAUUGGAACCCGCAAAAUGAUUUGCAAGCUCAAGCAAGGUUUGUUUAGAAACAUUUUUUGCAACUGAAUUUAUCGAUUUUUUAGAUGUCAUCGUAUUGGACAGAAAAAAUUGGUGAAAGUCUAUCGUCUUAUAACUGCAAAUACCUAUGAAAGAGAAAUGUUUGAUAAAGCUUCGUUGAAACUUGGAUUAGAUAAAGCUGUACUUCAAUCAACAACUGCUCUUAAGGAAUCUAGUACUGCUUUGAGCAAAAAAGAUGUUGAAGAAUUGUUGAAGAAAGGUGCAUAUGGAAGUAUUAUGGAUGAAAAUAAUGAGAGCUCGAAAUUCAAUGAGGAAGAUAUUGAGACGAUUUUGCAAAGAAGAACUCAGACGAUUACACUUGAAGCUGGACAGAAAGGAAGUUUGUUUGCAAAGGCAACUUUUAAUUCGACGCAUAAUAAAGGAGAUGAUAUUGAUAUUGAUGAUCCGGAAUUUUGGAAUAAAUGGGCCGAAAAAGCACAGGUUGAUUUGGAAAAAAUGAUGGAGAAAACACCGGAUGGAAGAGAAUUGAUUUUGGAAGAGCCUAGAAAAAGAACAAAGAGAUUUGAAGAUAAUAUGAAAGAUGAUGAAGAAUCAGAUGGAAGUGAUGAAGGAAAUGGAAAGAAUAGACGAAGAACUACAGGAGGACCGGGAGAUCGAACUAGAAAAAGAAGACGAGAUGAUGAAGAUGGAGAUUAUUCUUCGCAUUAUCGACCCGAUGAAUUGGCUACAUCUAAACAAGAAUAUUUCAAAGUUGAGAAGGUUUUGGCACAAUAUGGAUGGGGAAGAUGGGCGGAAAUGAAGAAAAUGGGAGAAUUGGAAAUUAGUGAACUCGAUAUUGAACAUAUGUGUCGGACACUGAUUCUUCAUUGUAUUCGAGAGUUCCGCGGAGAUGAUCGCAUUCGAAGCUUCUUAUUUGCUCUUAUCAAACCGGAAAGAUGUGGAGAUGUGCCGAAACAGCAGACGGGAAGUAUGCAGAGUAUUUAUCAUCAGGUAUGUGCACGUGGCAGAAAACAUCUGGAAACUUUUCUACUCUAGAACAUUCUGGAGGUUUUUGAUUUUUUUUCGCUCAAAACCUUUGAGAUGAGCUCGAAUUUUUGGCUUCAAAAAUGUGGGAAAACGGUCUUUUCCCCAGAGUUUUCUCGUAAUUAUUCAGGGCUGAAAAUCUGGCUUUUUGUUUUCGAAAAAAAAUCCAAAAAUCCAAAGAAACCCAAUAGCUGAAAUUUUUCACUCACCCCCAAAAACCCAAUUUUUUACGUUUCGAAUUAUUUAUAUUCAGCAAAAUUUUCGGAAUGCUCAAUACCGUUCUUCAAAGGCUUUUCGUUCUUCCGCAAUUCAUAUUUUUUAAAAAUUAACCCCGAUAAAUGAAGAGUAAAUUUUAGAUUUUAGCUUAAUUUCAGCUCUGAAAAAGCGGAGGAAAAACGAAUCUAGAGAAGAAAAUCUAUUUUUCUUCAAGAAUUUCGGAAUUUUUAGAAUCUAAAAUUUAGAUCAACAAGUUCUAAAAAUUAACCAAUAUUUUUUGCAGGGUUGGGCAGCUCUUCCCGAAUUCAAUCCACCCAGUUUCGCACUUGAUUCAUCAUUCCAAAGACACGUUCAUCGACACGCCAACAAACUUUUAAUCAAAGUUGACAUGCUAAAACAUCUCGAAAAAUAUAUAAUUGCUGAUGCUAAAGACAAAUGCGCUGAUGUCACUGUUAAAUUCACUGAUAUCGAAUUGAAAGAACUUCCACAAAUUGCUGAAGUUUUAAUCGAUGGAUGGGAUUCGGAUUGUGAUAAAUGUUUAUUGAUUGGCUCGUGGAGACAUGGAUUGGAGAAUUAUGAUGCGAUAAAAAGUGAUGAGAAUUUAUGCUUUAAAGAGAGAGAAGCACUGAUUGCCACGUGGCCAGCAUCGGCAGAAUUAUGGUUGAGAUUUAGAAGACUUGUUGGAACUAGUCAACGAAAUAUUCAUGAUCCGGUUUAUGAAAGAUUGAAAUGGACGAAACGAGAAGAACAAGAAUUUAUGAGGAUAUUGAGGUCUUUUGGAAUUAAAGAUUCGAAGACUGAUUCUCAGAAAAUUGAUUGGGAUUCUUUCCGAAGUUUUUCGCCACUUUUGGAAAAGAAAAAUAAUGAGGAAAUGCAGGAGCAACUAUUCUGUGUUCUUGCUAUGUGCACAAAAGCGCAAGGUGGAGAAUUGGGACCAAUGGAUUUGAAAAGAGCAAUGUCGGUUGAGCCAAUGAGCAGUAAACGAUCAUUUAGAUUAAUGAAUCGACUACAUCUGACGAGAAAAGUGCACGCAUUGGCUGCAAGUUUGGAUGCGCCUGCUAUGAAAUUAUGUGCGAUGGAUGGAAUGCCAGCUGGAUGGACACAUCAACAUGAUAAAGAACUAAUGGAGAUUUGUGAUCAAUAUGGAAUUGAUGGAUUGGCGACACAUUGCUUGAGAAAACCAGCUUUUGAAAAGGUUAGCUUAGGCUUUUGAGAUAGGGAAAUUUGAAUUUUUCAUGAUUUUUUCGCCUAUGAAUUUCCACUUAAUAAAGUGAGAAAAUAACUCAGGGUUUUGUCUUGAAUUUGAAACAGUAAAGUUUUUAUGAUGACAAAAAAUUUUCAAAAUACUUUAAAAAAGGAAUUUAGCCAUGAAAUCAAAAAGAAACAGUAAAUUUUUUCCAGAAUAAAAUUAUAAAAUAUUCUUCUCAAAAUCAUUUCCAGAGCUCUGGAAUUUUGGCGAUUUUUCGCAUAGGAAAAACAACUUGAGAAAAUAUACAAUUUUAUUGUAAUAUUUUUCAGUUCAAAAUUGUUUUUCAAUCAAAUAUUUACAGAUUGUCCGACCAUCCGAAAGAACUCUUCUCCGUCGUGUCCUCGAAAUUGUCAAUACUGUUGAACACGGAAAAUGGAUGGGAGCUGGUGACGUGGAUUCGCUCGAAGAAUCUGACACUGAAGAUAAACGAGAUCUUGCUGCUGCCCAAGCUCAAGCUAUUCGACUCGCCCAACAACAACAAGCGACUGCUGCGGCUGCUGCUGCGGCUGCCGCAGCUGCAAGACGAGGAAGAAAACGGGGAGCCGGAGCUAGUUCGUCGGGAGAUGCAGAAGCGGCGAAAAUGCGUGCUGUUAUGCAGCAAAUGUUACUUGCGUCGGGAGGCGGAGGAACACAACAGGAUUUAGCUGCUGCGGCAUUGCUGCAAACUCUUAUGAUGCCACAACUCAUGGGAAUGGCUGCAUCAACAUCUUCUGCUUCUUCGCAAGCUGCUCAACAACAACAACAAUCUGCGGCCGCUGCGCAACUUCUUGCGCAUAUGUUUAUGGGAUCAAUGCCAUCCACAUCUUCCGGAGGAGCAUCAUCUUCGAAAAGUGCUGCAAAUGCGCUGGCACAAGCUGCAGCCGCAAGUUCUUCCGCGGAUGCAAUGACUAUGCAACAACAGUUAGCACUUGCGGAGAUUCUCGCAGCUGCUGCAGCCGCUGGCAAUAUGGCAACACCACAAAUACCACCACAGAAAAAGAAACCCGCUGCGGCGACACCGAAAGCGAACCCGGCUGAAAUGACAAAAGCACAACAGGAAUCGAUGGUUGUGCAAUAUUUGAAUAAUGCAGGAGUCGGAAUGAAUGAGCUUGUGAUUUUGAAUGCGUUGCCGAAAGGUUUGUUUGGAUUGGGGGAAAAUAAGAGGGGUACUGUAGAUUUUUUGGCGCGAAAAAUGGUGCAGAAUUAGAAAUUUUCAAACGGAAAUAUUCAAAGUCUGAAAAUUUCAAUCAACGUCUGAAUUAAAGAAAAUGAAAGUCUGAAAUUUUAAAGAAAUCCUCAAAAAACCCUAAAAAUCCAUCAAUCUAUAAACUUUCAUUUUUUUCAGAAACCCAAAUUCCAAUGAUGCACAAGAAAACGCGUGAGUCGAUCCCUGAUUCCGAAAGACCACAAAUCAAAGAUUUGACAGCUUGGCUGAUGUCAAAUCCAGAAUAUGUCAUUGAUUUGAAUAAUCAAGGAAAGAAGGCGAAAUCUGGUGCGGUUGCAUCUUCAAGUGCUCAAGAAUCAACAUCACAAGCAUCGAGUGCAAAACCGUCGGCUCCAGCCACUCCCGCACCUGUUAUGACACCCAAAUCCACCAGUCCCAAAUUGGCACAAGAAGAGAAAAAGGCAACGGUGACGGCGAAUGUGAAAGCAUCGAACAGUUUGCAAAUUGAUGAUCCCAUUGCUGUUUUUAAUCGGUGAGUUUUUUGAGAGGACGGGAAUUUGGGGAUUUUUAAGCCCAAAAACAUGAAACAAACAUUUACUGCUUCAAAAAUUUUAUAAUUUUUUGUGACUAUUUUUCAAAAUUUUUAUAUAUUAAUUUCCACGUAGUCUCAAAUCAACAAAUCAAUUUUCCACAUAAAUCCAGAAUUUUUUGUUGGAAAUUUAAUUUUCUUGCUUAUAAAAAUCUUUAAAACACAUUUACUAGAAAAACUUUUACUGUUUCAAUUUUUGAAUUUUUCAAGAAAAAUUUGAGUUUUGAUUCGUGGUUGUUUUUCAUGCCUUCUAUAAAUAUUUUAAAUAAAUAUUUUCAGAAAUACUGGUGAACUUCUGGCUGCGUCAAAAUGGCCAAAAGCAAAAGACCUGUCAAAUUGGCUUGACGCCAAUUCCGAAUUCAAUGUUCACACAUCAAGUUCAGCAAUUGCUCAAUUAGUUCUUGGCUCAACUGAAAGAAUUGGUGGCGAAGGUGCAACAACAAUUUCAACAACUCAACCAUCUACAACUCAUACACCCGCUCCACCUUUAACACCUUCAACACCGGCUUCGAUGUCAGCUGCGACGACUGCACAAUUGGCUGCACUUGCUGCUGCAGCUGCGAGCACUUCUGCAAAUACAACAACAGCUACACCCAAAUCGUCUAGAACAACAGCGGAUUCUUUGGCUAAACAACAAAUGGAUAUGCUGCAAAUGCAGCUAUUGUUGCAGCAAGCUGCACUGCAACAAUCUAUGCAAGCUAUGAUGUUUCCGUACGGUGUAAAUGCGACAACUGCAAGUGGAAGUGGAGGAGCUGGAGGAUCGGGAGCCAAUAAGGUUGGAGAUUUUGGGAUGGGUGGGAGAAAAUUGUUGAAUAUUUUAAUUCUAGUGAAAAACUCUGCGAUAUUUUAGGCCUGAAAUUUGACAUUUCAAUUGAAAAAUUAUAAGGAAAUUCAGCAAUUUCGAAAAAUUAAUGAAUUUUGGCUAAAAAUUCUAGCAAAAUUCCUCAUGGUUUUGAAUUUUCUAGUCUUAAAUCAACCUUUAAAAGUCGUAAAAUUAUUUUCGGUUUUUUCUUGAAAAUAUGAAAACCCAGAAGAUAUUUUCAACAAAUUUUCUCACUGUUUCAAAUUUUUCAUGAAUUUUCUGGCAAAACAUCGAAUUUUGAUUCACCAAUCUUGUUUUCUGGAAAUAUGGGUCUGAGAAUUGUGGGAUUUUUGGCACAAAUGCCUAAAUUUGAAUAAUGGUGAUUUGUUUCAGUCAACAACAUCGACAACUGCCACAACAUCAACUCCCUCUGCCUCAGCUCCAUCAACUUCAAAUUCCGGUGCUUCAACUUCAGCUGCAAAUCAAAAUGCAUCAACAUCCUCAAAUUCUGCUGCUGCAAACUCUUCAGCUGACGAUCAAAUGAAUCCGAUGUUAAUGCAAGCAUUGAUGUCCAAUCCAGUUUUAUUCAACAGUUUGUUACUUGGCGGUGAUCCAACAGCUGCAAUGCUCUUAGCUGCUGCACAAAUGCCCCAAACUCCGCAGAGCUCGAAAAAAUCAAAACAUUAG